Molecule: messenger RNA, 1514 nt
Organism: Aegilops tauschii subsp. strangulata
Lineage: Eukaryota; Viridiplantae; Streptophyta; Magnoliopsida; Poales; Poaceae
Product: transcription factor MYB53-like
Source: RefSeq, a predicted model, not a curated record
AGCCUCGCAAACAAAGAAAAGAGAAGAAGGUAGCUAUUAGCUAGUCAUUUAGUGCAGCGAUGGGGCGGUCGCCGUGCUGCGACGGGGAGGCCGGCGUGAAGAAGGGCCCGUGGACGCCCGAGGAGGACAAGCUGCUGGUGGACUACAUCCAGGAGAAGGGGCACGGCAGCUGGCGCCACGUGCCCAAGCUCGCCGGCCUCAACCGCUGCGGCAAGAGCUGCCGCCUCCGCUGGACCAACUACCUCCGCCCCGACAUCAAGCGCGGCCGCUUCACCGACGACGAGGAGAAGCUCAUCAUCCACCUCCACUCCCUCCUCGGCAACAAGUGGUCGUCGAUUGCUACGAAGCUGCCGGGGAGGACGGACAACGAGAUCAAGAACUACUGGAACACGCACCUGCGCAAGAAGCUGCUCGGCAUGGGCAUCGACCCCAUCACGCACCGCCCGCGCACGGACCUAAGCCUGCUCGACGGGCUCCCGGGUCUCCUGGCGGCAGCCGGUAACUUCGGCGGCGCCGGCUCGGCCACGGGCGCCUGGGACAUGAACGCGCUCAGGCUGCAGGCCGACGCCGCCAAGUUCCAGCUGCUUCAGGGGCUGGUGCGCGCGCUCACCGCCGCUGCCGUGCCCGCGCCCGCACCCGGCAUGGACAAGCUCAUGGCACUCCUCGCUGCCAGCAACGGUGGGCAGAACGGCGCCGGCAUUGACCAGAGCAUGCUGCUCCAGCAGUGCCAGUGGGACGGCAUGAACAACCUGCCGGCGCUUACCAGCUCCACGCCGGUGAACGGCAUGGACAACGUCAGCGGCAUGUUCGACGGUUUCGGCGCCGGGGAUGGGCUGAGCUCAACGGAGUUUGGGGGCUAUGGCGGGGAGAGCGGGAGCAACGUGACCGUGGACGCGGUGGUGCCAGCGCGCCCAAUGGUGGCCAACGACCAGGAGUGCAACAACAAUGGCGGCGGCGGUGUGUCGUGCGACCAGACGCCGGCGUCGAGCCCGUUCAACGGGCUGGAGAGCCUAAACCUGAUGGAUGACCUCAACACAGACGGUAGUUGGAAGGAUUUGCUAGAGCAAAUGUCAUGGCUGAACUCAAGUGAACUGUGAUGGGUAGAUAGAAGAGAUAUGAUCAAGGAUGCCAAAAAUAAUCAGGAAGGAGACUGAGACUAUUAAUUGUUGGAUUGGACGCGCUUUUCGGUCGAUCAAUACCGAAGAUGUGAAGUUUGUUUGUUGAUAGGGGAUCAAGGAGGUUUAUUCCACACUUUUAGUCAUGUACAAAAAAGAACAGAAGGACAUACAUUAAUGUCAAUUUUUGUUUAAUUAGUUUCUUUGUUGUUUCCUUUUUUUAUGAGGUGGGGAAUAUAUGUAAUAACUCGGUUGUGACAUAAAUUGAAAGCACCUUCUUUUUUCCAGACAGCAAAGUAUGUGUGUGUAAGUGUGACUAUAUACUCAUCGUCAUUAUUUCUUGAGUCUUGCAUAAUGACGCAGGGUUUAGUUAAUUUGUUUGAACUUUCUCUUGCGUGA